AUGGUCGGACCAGUUGUGAAGCCAAAGAUCGUAAAGAAAUAUCGCGGACACUUCAAGCGCUUCGACUCGAACCGCUUCCUCCGUGUGAAGCCCUCAUGGAGACACCCAAGAGGUAUUGAUAACAGAAUGCGCAGAAGAUAUAAGGGCACUGGUCCAAUGCCACGCAUCGGGUAUGGAAGUGACAAAAAGACUAGAUUCAUGCUCCCAUGCGGUAUGUUCAAAUUUACCGUCCACAACACCACCGAGCUUGAGAUGAUCAUGAUGCAAAACAGAACCUACGCUGCUGAAAUCCACCACGCUGUCUCAGCCAAAAAAAGAAUGGAAAUCGUCGCAAGAGCUAAAGUCUUGAAUAUCAGAGUCCUCAACGGUGAUGCCAGAAUCAAGAAACAAGAAGUCGCCAAGUAA
This is a messenger RNA of Entamoeba invadens IP1, 405 nucleotides long. RefSeq names its product 60S ribosomal protein L32, putative. NCBI's taxonomy places the organism in Eukaryota, Evosea, Mastigamoebida, Endamoebidae. Gene Ontology annotation, cellular component: ribosome; cytosolic large ribosomal subunit. Gene Ontology annotation, biological process: translation. Bases 1 to 405 code for a protein of 134 amino acids. The record is from RefSeq and is a predicted model, not a curated record. The transcript has a single exon. Gene Ontology annotation, molecular function: structural constituent of ribosome.